GAGGCGCAAUAUUCGAAUAGAUUUGCUUAUAUAAACUUCAGCUACGGGCAAUAAAUUCGAAGUGCCAGGCAUAUAAAUAGGUAACACAUUUGUAGUGCUCCAGAUAAGAUUGCCAGCUAUUCGAGAGUCCCAGAGCUUCCUAAGACGCGCAGCAGAGUUUCAACAUGUUAGUGGUUUUGCUGGUGGUCCUCCUGGUGACUCGCUUGGUGGCCUCGCUGUUUCGUUUGGUGCUAAAGGAGCUGCGACAUCCGUUGCAAGGCGUUGUGCCAAGUGUUUCGAGAGUUCCGCUGCUUGGAGCCGCUUGGCAGAUGCGUAGCUUUCAACCAGACAACUUGCACGAUAAGUUCGCCGAGUAUGUUAGGCGCUUUGGUCGCUGUUUCAUGGGCACUGUCCUGGGGCAUGUGGUGGUGGUCACAGCGGAGCCCCGUCAUGUGGAUGCACUGCUGCAAAGUCAGCAUCAGUUGAAGAAGGGCACGAUGUAUAUGGCUCUACGCGGCUGGCUGGGCGAUGGACUGCUUCUGAGUCGCGGAAGGGAGUGGCAUACGAUGCGCAAGAUCAUCACGCCCACCUUUCACUUCAGCAUUCUGGAUCAGUUUGUCGAGGUUUUCGAUAGGCAGAGCAGCAUUUUAGUGGAGCGGCUGAAAGUCCUGUCGCGCGGCGACCAGGUCGUGAACAUCUAUCCCUUGGUAGGUUUGGCUGCCCUGGACAUCAUCACCGAAACUGCUAUGGGCGUAAGUGUGGGCGCUCAAGGAGGUGACUCCGAGGUGGUGCACGCUGUAAGAGAUCUCACUAACAUCUUGGCCACCAGGUUCAUGAGACCACAUCUACUCUUUCGCCAUCUCUUCCGCCUGUGCUGGCCCAGCGGAUUCAGGAAACAACAAGCAGGCGUGCUCUGCCUGCAUCAGUUCACCAACGGAAUUAUUGAGCAGCGCCGCCGCUCACUGGCCAGGGAGGCCCAGCAAGAUCAGCCAACGAAGCGUCACGCCCUGCUGGACACUCUACUGCGGGCAACUGUGGAUGGGAAACCUUUGACUGACAAGCAAAUUCGCGAUGAGGUUAACACAUUCAUCUUUGAGGGUCAUGAUACCACGACUUCAGCGGUGUCCUUCUGCUUGUAUCUGCUUUCCCGCCAUGAGGCAGUGCAGCAAAAGCUCUUUGAGGAACUGACGAUGCACUACGGCCAGGAUUUAUCCAGAGGCGUUCUUCUAUCGGAUUUUGCUGCGUUACCAUAUCUGAGCUGCGUGGUCAAAGAGUCCCUGCGUCUGUAUCCGCCUAUUCCGGCCGUCGCGCGCUGCCUGGAAAAGGAUUUGGUUAUAGAUGAGGGCUACAUCCCCGUGGGCACCAACGUGGUAGUCCUUCUUUGGCAGCUCCUCCGGGAUGAAGAGCUCUUCGCCGAUCCACUGGUCUUCCAACCGGAGAGGCAUCUGGGAGAAGAGGCACCCAGACUUAGUCCCUACAGCUAUAUACCGUUCUCCGCUGGACCACGGAACUGCAUUGGUCAAAAGUUUGCCCUGCUGGAGAUGAAAACCAUGGUGACCCAGGUGAUACGCCACUACCAGCUGCUUCCCAUGGGCGCCGAUGUGGAGCCGUCCAUUAAAAUAGUGCUGCGCUCGAAGAACGGGGUGAAUUUUGGGCUGCGACCGCGUUUGUAUUGAAAAUCUGCGAGUGACGAUUGAAAAUAAAGCAUUUCGGAUCAGCUGG
Drosophila yakuba is the source of this 1701-nucleotide messenger RNA. RefSeq names its product cytochrome P450 4ae1 (gene Cyp4ae1). The record is from RefSeq and is a predicted model, not a curated record. Bases 165 to 1655 code for a protein of 496 amino acids. Gene Ontology annotation, molecular function: monooxygenase activity; iron ion binding; heme binding. Lineage: Eukaryota; Metazoa; Arthropoda; Insecta; Diptera; Drosophilidae. The transcript has 4 exons.